AUGAAUUCACACUCCUCUCCCCCUGCUGUCACUUGUCACCCGCUGCACACUCCCCAGCUGCCCCGCAGGACCAUAGAGCAGGACAGGGAAUUCAUUAAGAAAAAGGGGUUGGAGGGGAUGUUGGAUGCUAAAGCCAUCAGGAAGCGAUGGGAGAAUUUGGUGCAGAAAUACAAGGACAAUGAGAAGCAGGCUGAUGAGGUGAUACAGGAGAUGCAGAGAGAGCAGCGAGAGCGAGAGGAGAAAAGAGAGAGAGAGGCUGCAGAACGCGAGGAGAGGAGGCACCAAGAGGCUGUGGAGAGGGAAGAGAGGCGUCACCGUCAGACUGUAGAGAGGGAGGAGAGGUUUUUCAGGGAGAUGAGGGAGAGGGAGGACAGGAGGGAUAGGGAGAUGGCUGCCAGGGAGAGAGAGGCGUCUGCUAGGGAGGAGCGCCUCCUGGCAAUUUUAGAUGUUAUAUCCAAAAAAAUUUAG
Molecule: messenger RNA, 468 nt
Organism: Fundulus heteroclitus (mummichog)
Lineage: Eukaryota; Metazoa; Chordata; Actinopteri; Cyprinodontiformes; Fundulidae
Product: protein enabled homolog
Exons: 3
Coding region: 1-468 (155 amino acids)
Source: RefSeq, a predicted model, not a curated record